AUGUGGUCCCCAGAGUCAGAAAUUAAUUCAAUUGGAAUGACUACUAUGCGACAUUCUAUUUCGGCCUCAUCGGGUAUUUCAACAUUAUCGAGUUGUGGAAAUCCGGAAGCGUUACCUGAAUUGCCACCUGGCGAUGAGCAUAGGCUGCAGAGAGCCGCCUUAAAUCUUCAACAAAAGCUUAUUUUACGAGAAUGGCUCAAGGAAAAUCGUCUACAAAGCUAUUAUUCUAGAUUGAUUGCAACUGAAGUAACAUCAUUAGAGGAUGUAUACUGGCUAGAGGAUUCACGAGCUAUGCAAAUAUUAGGAAAAGAUUUUACGAUAUGGAAUCAAGUCCGUCAAAAACUACCCACAUCAAAAUCUCAAUUAGAAGCUUUGAAAGCGGAACUAUGGUCGACCGUUGUAAAAUCAUCAAAUCAUCAGGAUGCAUGGACGUAUGGAGGGAUGCUGGUUGUAUCCGUAUCUGUAGCUGGUUUGAUAACCUUGGCUGCAAUGACAGAUCAAUCGCUAGCACCCGAAGCACGACAUUCAUUAUUACAAUAUGUUACGGGAAAAUAUUUAAUGCCAUCAAAUUGCCGAGUCGAAUGGAAUUUUGAUGAUCCAUCACCCGUUGGACAUACAUUUAGUUUUAUAGUGAGAUUUUUUCAACGUAAUGGUAAUUCAUAUCCAAUUUGUGAUAGAGACGAAGUAGCUGUAGAGGUAACAGCAGAAGGUACAAAGAAAGUCGUUGUAAUAAGUGAAUUGGGCUCAUCGACAGAUCCCAAUAAUGCAAAUGAAGCCAAAGUCAAGUUUAGUGUUCGUACUGCAGGACAAUAUAAAAUUUCAAUUAUGAUUGGUUCAACACACAUUGCUGGAAGUCCAUUUUUUAAGCAAUUCAUACCAGGUCCAAUGUGCGCGAAUCGAUCGCGUCUCAUACGUUCAACGAGUAUCGUCGUUUGCCAAGCUGGUUUGCCAAAUGUUUUACAUAUUGAGCCUAGAGAUGAAUACGGCAAUAUAUGCAAUUUUGACAAUGAUUCCGAUCCAAUUAAAGGAUAUAAUGUUGAGAUAUACGACCUUAAUGAUCAAAUUUCGGAAAAAUUUAGUAAUGCAAUAACGCUAAAUUAUGAUAAAGUGAAUUCCCGUAUAAAUGUUAUCGCAUUAUUUCCUGAGCCAAUUUGUUUACGUGCUCGAAUUAGUUACGAAGGCCAACAAAUUCCGAAUGCAUAUUUCGACAUGGUUGUUCUUAGUUCGUGUGAUACAACUUUGGUUCAUAAGAAUAUUGCGUCAAGGAAACACAAUAUUUCUUAUGACGCAAAAAUUAUGAGUGUCGCUGGCUUGCCAAAAUCCAAGCCACGUAAAGUGAUUUGUUACAUUGGACCUAAGCAAUUUACAAUCAAAGAAAUGAUAUUAAAGAUAAUCCCUAAGCGGAUUGCGACAUUUCGUCUAUGCCCGUCCACAAAGAUUCAUUUCCUACCAACAACACCACAAUCAUUAUCAUCGUCGUCAUUGACAACUGUAGCAUCAACAAAUAUAUCAUCAUCAAAUGGCAAUAAUAAUUCUAGUAGUAGCAGUAGCGGUGGAACUAUUUUCAUAAUUGAUGACGGCUCACAGCCGAAAAUUGAAUUAUCAAGUAAAGACCGUAAUUUGAUAGCAGCAACGUUCACACAUUUCCUCAUUAAAAAUAUUGGCGGGUCGGAAUCAUUUAAAGAUAAACAAGAUUUCUUUUAUCAUGAAGUGAGAAAAUUUCACGGAUCCAACUGUUUCCACGAGAAAAUCUCUUUGAAAGUACAGCGUGAAAAGAUUUUAGAGUCGAGUAUGAAAGCAACGAAGAACUUUUCGGUUUCAGAUUGGUGUGGAAACUUUGAAAUCACAUUUCAGGGCGAACAAGCUAUCGAUUGGGGUGGUGUACGACGAGAGUUUAUUGAAAUUAUAUGUGCUGCUCUAUUUGAACCCGUCGAAGGUGGAUUAUUUUGUACAUUUCAUGAGAAACGGCAGGCAUUAGUUCAUCCAAAUCCAAAUCGAUUAAGUCAUCUUAAAUUAAAAUAUUACGAGUUUGCUGGAAAAAUUGUUGGAAAAUGCUUGUAUGAGAGCGCUUUGGGCUCGUCUUAUAGGCAGCUUGUUCGAGCUCGUUUCACAAGGUCGUUUUUGGCACAAUUAAUUGGACUACGUGUGCAUUACAAACACUUUGAACAGGAUGAUCCAGAAUUGUAUAUACAAAAAAUAAAGUACAUUCUCGACACGGAUCUUGAUAAGAAUGAGAAUGUUGAAAUAUAUUUUGUUGAAGAAGUUUACGACACAAUGGGUCAACUAAUACGCACAGUGGAUCUCAUCCCAAAUGGCUCAAAAGUAAGGGUACGGAAUGAAAAUAAAAGCCAAUAUUUAGAUGCUCUUGCAACUCAUCGACUAUCCAACAAUGUGAAAGACGAAAUUGACAGCUUUUUAAAGGGAUUAAACCUUAUUAUACCGGAUAAUCUCUUGAGUAUAUUUGACGAGAAUGAACUCGAGCUGUUACUUUGUGGCACUGGAGAAUAUUCAAUUGCAGAUUUUAAAGCACAUCAUAUCGUUAAUGGAUCGAAUCAGGAGUUCCGUCGAGUACUCGAUUGGUUCUGGGCUGCUGUUAGUAAUUUUUCACAAACUGAAAUGGCACGAUUAUUGCAAUUCACCACUGGCUGCAGUCAGUUACCGCACGGAGGUUUUCAGGAACUAAAUCCCAAGUUUCAAAUAACUUCUGCACCAACAUUUGCUAAUUUGCCAACAGCUCAUACUUGUUUUAAUCAAUUAUGCUUACCAGAUUACGAAAGCUAUGAGCAAUUUGAACGAGCUCUUUUAAUUGCCAUAAGCGAAGGAAACGAAGGCUUCGGAAUGAGUUAA
This is a messenger RNA of Chironomus riparius, 2847 nucleotides long. NCBI's taxonomy places the organism in Eukaryota, Metazoa, Arthropoda, Insecta, Diptera, Chironomidae. The record is from the annotation of a GenBank genome assembly.